UCAUAAGUUAAUGUUAAUAGAACAUCAAUUCUCAUACAGGAAUAUUAUGUCUGCCGAAGCCUCUCAAUGGUUCUAGUGAAAAACCAAAAAAAAUGUAACAAUUUGAAGUGACUUUCCACCGGCUCGAUGUUUUUGACCAACAAAAAGUUAGAUGUUAAAUUUUUCCUAUGGGGUCUGUUUCUGCUGCAAAUAUUUUUGAUAUCAGUGUUUCUCGCGUUUGGAUCGUUUUUGGUCAGCAAUAUCCAUCAGGAUGAGCCAAUUGGCAACGACGGAUCGGUGAACCACCUGCCGGCUGCAUCGAAAGAUACCAUUCAGUCAACAGCGUCAUCCUGGUUCAAUGUGAAAUUUAUCAGUAAUCAAAGUUUUCCUUCGAUUACAUCAAAUGAAAACCCAACGAUUUCUUGGCAAGAAGCCGAAGGACAUCCGAGACACCCACGGUUCAAGCCCAUGCGGCUAAGGGCGGUUGCUGAGCCGGAUAAAUACACCAAAUACUAUAGGUCAAUAUAUUAUCACGAUGGCUACCGGGAGCAGCAAAAACUGUGCUUCAUCGAAGGAAGCCUCAUCCCGGAGGAAAAGUCAACCGUACAGAAAGUGGUCACACUUGUGGGUACUCCACAUACGAAGCAAACUAAUGAGACUGAACUGGAAACAGGCCAAUUAGAUAUAGUUGCGAGAGAGUUGGACGAACAGAUGAUUGAGGAUAGAGAGGACACGGGAAGCGAAAUACUUCCAGAUGGUCGCUGUCAGUGCCUUCCAGAGUGGCACGGACCGGAUUGUGGGCAACCGGAGGUGCUUUGGAGAGCAUUUAUUGCAUCGAAGAUCCCACCAAGAAAUCAGACGACUGCCCCCCGCAAAGUACCCAAACGGGUAUUUUACAUAAUUGAUACUAACUUUAUCAGCGUGGAAGUGCUAGAAAUUCAAAUAAUGGAACUGAUAGAUGUCGUCAGUAUGUUUGUACUGUGUGAUAGGCAACUUUCUGUGGUGGAACGAAUGAAAAGCGAGACUUACUCUAUAGGGGCACAUAUGAAAAGUACUGAUUUCUUGAAGCAGACAAGAGAAAGGAUUCUACUAUUGGACGAUCCGAAUUGUAGCGGAAAAAAUAUCUUCCGCAAAAUGAAAAAAUAUAUCAACAAAAAAGAUAUGCACCCAGAGGAUAUUCUAUUGUUUAGUCAAACGGACGAGAUUUUAAGCCGCCGGGCGGUCAACUAUUUUCGUUGGUACGACAAUUGGCCGCAACCGGUUAGAUUUCGAUUGAAGUAUAAUGUGUUUGGCUUCUUCUGGCAACAUCCGGAAAAUACCCGUAUCGGCAGUGCAGCCUGUCAAUUAAGUACUGUGGACGAAGUUUAUCGGUCCGACCCAGAGGCCCUGCUGCGGAUCGAUAAACCAGUGAUGAUAAUUGGUGAUCUGAAUCAUUAUGGUGGAUGGUACUGUCGCCACUGUUACCAACCAAUAGAUAUAGUGAAAUAUUUAGAAUUCAUAGCUACAGUCAAUACUACUACUAAUAGUGGUAGCGUUAGCGGAACUAAUCAAUCGUCAUAUCUUCCUGAUCCAAGAAAAAGCAACGUCAUGAAUGAAGAGUACGUUCAAAACCUGAUCGCUAGCGGGAAGUACUUUGACGGAAACAUAAAUUUGGCGAAAAUUCAGCGCCAUACGGACAAGUACUAUGCACCAGAAUAUGUCCGCAAAAAUAGCUGGCGGUUCGACAACAUUGUCAUAAAUCUGUUUGCCCGGUGGGAAGACAGCGUAAUUGACGAUGAAUACUUUAGCUAAGCGGCAUACAUACAGCAGUGUCAACACCGUAAUCAAGCACAACAUAAUCAUCUCAGAACAAAUAAACUUCCUAUCGUAUAUACUCAUCACAACACCAUACAGCAUACAGUUCGGUAAUAGUGAAUACAAACAUAGCCAAAAUUUCUACUCCAUUCAAUACUCUAAUCAUAAUCUCAAGAGCGAGCUUGGUAUGUGUGCAGAGGACAGUUGAAAAUCACAACUUUCAACGUAGAGAAUGUAAUACAUACGAAUGAAACUAAUGCUUAGAUAGUGCACCAUUAAAAAAAUUUGCCUAUUUUCAUAUAGAUUUGAAAUGAACUAUUUUUAGACAAAACGAUCGGCACAUAAUGGAGGAAAAUAUGUUGAACUCAGAAUAAUAGACACAUUUGGUAACACCAUCUUUGAUUCAAUUAAACUAAAUAUACCUAACUAAUCUAUGUACUGAUAUUCUAUAUUAAUCAGUAGAUUCUUUUUUGUAACUGAGUUUGAUGCAGGUAUUCUAAGUGAAAGUGUAUGAUUAUGCAAUUGCAAUUGUCUAACUUAAGCACGGUUACGUGCCCAAUGUGAUUAUGCUUCCUUUUUUUGUUUGAU
This is a messenger RNA of Sabethes cyaneus, 2361 nucleotides long. RefSeq names its product beta-1,4-mannosyl-glycoprotein 4-beta-N-acetylglucosaminyltransferase. Gene Ontology annotation, molecular function: beta-1,4-mannosylglycoprotein 4-beta-N-acetylglucosaminyltransferase activity. Bases 127 to 1770 code for a protein of 547 amino acids. Gene Ontology annotation, biological process: N-acetylglucosamine metabolic process; protein N-linked glycosylation. The record is from RefSeq and is a predicted model, not a curated record. NCBI's taxonomy places the organism in Eukaryota, Metazoa, Arthropoda, Insecta, Diptera, Culicidae. The transcript has 2 exons. Gene Ontology annotation, cellular component: membrane.